AUGGCUGGGAAGAGCAAAAACUGCGCUCAGCUGACCCAGAAGCUAAAUGUUCUUUUCCCUUUUUUUUUUUCCCUGUUUUCCUGUGAAUUUCAGGGAGACUCGUGUUCCUUCCGCCACUGUGAGGCCGCCCUGGGCAGUGAGACCGUGUGCACCCUGUGGCAGGAGGGUCGCUGCUUCAGGAAUGUCUGCAGGUUCAGGCACAUGGAAAUCGAUAAAAAGAGAAGUGAGAUUGCCUGUUACUGGGAGAACCAACCUGGAGGCUGCCAGAAGCACAACUGUGCUUUCCACCACACCAAGGGACGUUAUGUGGAUGGGCUCUUCCUUCCCCCCAGCAAAACCACUCUUCCAAGCCCCCCCGAGGCUGCAGAGGACGAGGUGAAGAUGGUGCAGCAGAACAAACUCUCAGUUCAAUCCAACCCCUCCCCACAGCUCAGGGGGGUGAUGAAAGUGGAAAAUUCUGAGAAUGUUCCCAGUCCCACCCACCCCCCAGUGGUCAUCAACGCUGCAGAUGAUGAUGAGGAUGAUGAUGACCAACUUUCUGAAGAAGGAGAAGAAUCCAAAACCCCAGUCCAGCCACCACCCACAGAAAGCCACAAUGGGCUGAGGGUGAUUUCCACCAGGAAAUCCAAUCCCAGUGCAAAGCCAGAUGACAACUUAAAUUUUGGAAUAAAAACCUUGGAAGAAAUCAAAUUGAAGAAACUCAAGGAAAAAGCCAAAAAACAAGGUGAAGGUCCUUCAGGAGUGGCUGUGGAUCCUCUCCAAACCCGGAGCAUUCCUGUGCCAGAGAAGGAAAAUGUCAGGACUGUGCUGAGAACUGUGACCCUCUCCUCCAAGGAAGGGGAGGACCCUGUGAUCCAGCUGAAUCUUCCUGACAGACUGGGAAAAAGGAAAACUGUCAUGGGUGGGAAAACUUUCCUUCCCCUGAGGAGAAACGUUGGGGACAGGCUGGGGAGGAAGGCAGAGCUGCAGACAAACUCUGACAAAGCCCCAAAGAGAGGCACAGUUCAAGUCCUGAAGUCCCUGAAGGAGAGGCUGGGGCUGCCCUCUGAGCAGAGCAGCACUGAGACAGACAAAUCUUCCAAACCCAUCGAGGAGAUCAGGGUGAAAACCCUGGAGGAAAUCCGACUGGAAAGAGCCAACCAGAGACGAGGAGAAACCCCAGGAAAAACUCCAGGAGAAGGAAAGAAAAACGAAGAUCCCAAUUUAGGAACCAGACCCUCCCCAACCACCCGCAUCAAAUCCCUGCCAGGAGCCCUGGCAGAAAAAAACCACAAAAGAUCGGGAGAGGAGAAGGAAAAAACCGAGGAAUUCCCCAGCAGGGCUAAACCCGAGGCCGAUGGCAGGAAACAGAACAUUCCUGCUCCAGCUGUGGCAGGCAGGGCACAGCUGGCAGAGGCUGGCAGAGCCAAGGGAGCCGCCGAAGUUCGCAUCAAAACCUUGGAGGAGAUCAAGAGGGAGAAGGCGCUGAGGAUGCAGCAGAGCGGGGAGAACGUCCCGGCCCCACCCGGCCCCACCCAGGCUGCCCUCAGGGGCAGGAGACUGCUCCGGGUCACCAAACUGCUGGCACCUGGAAGAGAAGAAAAAAUGAUUGUGGAGCUGAACAAACCUUCCCCCAAAGGGAGCUCUGCACCUGCUGAGAAUUCAGGGAAUUCUGGAAUUCAGGUGAAAAGCCUGGAAGAAAUCAUGUGGGAGAAACGUCAGAAACAGCUCCAGGAGGAGAAAAUACCCAAAACAUCUGGGACAAUUCCAGCUGAAAACCAGGAAAGCAUUGCAGCCAAAGCCAAGGUGUGCCUGAAGCCCCUGGAGGCCAAAUCCUCCCCCAAGCAGCCCCUGAAGAGGAAGGGACCCGAGGGCCCCCCCCCAGCUGUGGUGGCCGUGAAGCCACUCAGUGCCACCAGCAGGGACAGCCAGGAGCCCUCAGCCAAGGUUGUUGUUGCCACUUCUGCAGAGAACAGCCCAGGCUCCAACCCCCAGAAUUCCCAGAGCAGCCCCGAGCUGCAGGCUGGGAGCCAGGGGGAUUCCCUGGCACAGUCGGAGGUGUCGGGAUCUUCCUCCUCCUCCUCUUCCUCCUCCUCGUCCUCGCUGGAGGUUCCGGUGAAGCUGCGGCGCCUGAGCUCCACGGGCGCCGCCAAACCCGCCCUGUCCGUGGAGGACGACUUCGAGAAACUCAUCUGGGAGAUCUCGGGGGGAAAACUGGAAGCAGAAAUCGACCUGGAUCCAGGGAAGGACGAGGAUGAUCUCCUGCUGGAACUCUCGGAGAUGAUUGACAGCUGAGAGGGGGGGGGUUUAACAAAAAAAAAAAAAAGAAAAAAAAAAAGCAAAAUUCUCUCCCUCAACCCCCCCACAAAUCCUGUAAAUAUUGUUGGAUCCGUGCAGGAGAUCGUUUUCCCAGCUGGAAGCAACAGUUGGAGCGUUAGGAAUAGGCAGAGUCUGAACUCUGUUAUCCCGAAAUUCCCGGGCCGAAUUUAUCCCGGCGGCUCCUCCCACACGGGACAGGACAAAGCACUUGGAAUUCCCUCGGGAGAGGGACACGGAUCCCAUCCCCAGAGCCAUCCCAGCUCCCUCCUGGACACUGAAUCCCAAAAAUCCUGGAGUUACUAUGUCAACUCUGGAAUUCGUGGAUGGACUCGGAAUUGGGGGGGGGAAUUCAGGAAAUCCGGGUUGGGAGAGGAAGGGGCCGGGGCAGGAAUUUGGGAUUUUGGACCAAGCACUGCCAGGGGGAGGAACCUGACUCACAGAGAUCCAGGGGGAUCCUUCCUGAUGGCCCCGGGAUCCUGGGAUGGGCAGCCAGAAUUCCUCCUGAGGGCUGCCUGCAGGAAUUUGGGAAAGGGAAGAGGAGGAUUGCUUCAAGUGCCUCUCGCUCCUGAGGAUCCCUCCCUGCUCAAGGACUGGAAUGAGCCUCAAUCAUCCACCCGGGAUCAUUUGGGGAGGGUAAAAAAAGCACCUGGAAUGUUCCUCCUUGGCUGCUUCCCUCUUUCCCAGCCCCUUGGAGAUGGGAUUGGGUGGAAUCCCCGUGGUUUUUUUGUUGUUUUUUUGGGGGAUUUUUUUUUUUCUGUAAAUAUUUUAUUCUUCCAUUUUAUAUUUGUAUGAUUCUAUUUAAGGGAUUAAAGGUAGGCUGCUCACUCUGGUGUCUGUGCAGA
This is a messenger RNA of Sturnus vulgaris (Common starling), 3140 nucleotides long. The record is from RefSeq and is a predicted model, not a curated record. Lineage: Eukaryota; Metazoa; Chordata; Aves; Passeriformes; Sturnidae.